CAUCAACUUCAGCAGCAGCAAGCUCAACAGCGACAACAGCAGGCCAUUCAGCAAGCUCAGCAUCAACAGCAAUUGCAUCCACACCAAGUGCAACAACAUCAACUAAUGCACCAGCAGCAAGCAACUCUCUACAGCCACAACAACCAGCAACAGCAGCAACAAUAUGUGUUACAACACCAAGCUACUCCUGUGGUUGUGCAGCAGCAGGUCUCACAGCAAAUGUUGAAAGGUGGCAUAAUGCAGCAGAACCACCAAGGGCAACAGAUGGUGGUUCACCAACAGCAGCAACAUAUCAUCAUGCAGCCACACAUACCUCAGCACCAGCAGCUCAUUGUUCAACAGCCUUCACAACAGCAAAUUAUUGCCUCUAACUUCAUUCUGACUUCAAAUCAGCAAAUAAAAGGUCACCCUCCAGUUAUCCAGUACUUGCCUCCACCUCAGUCCCAACAGCAAAGCCAGCAGCAGCUUAUGCAACAAACCAGCUCAGCACAGCGCCUUCAACAGGAGGGAGCAACACCUGACAACAUGCGCAAGCAGAUCCAGGUGCAGGCGCAGUUUCGUCAGCAGCAGAUGCGACAAGUUCAGCUGUCUGGACAUGGACAGCCACAACCACAGAUCGUUCAUUUAAAUUUAUCUCAGCAGCAUUUCCAGCAGCAAGGUGCUCAGCAGCAGCUCAUUCCUGCACAGCUCAUGCAGCAGCAAGAUGGACAGCAGCCUCAACAAAUUGCUCUUAUUCAAUCGUCAGUGAAAGGGACAGAAGGCUUGCAGUACCAAAUGAGGCUGACCCCUCAGACUGCCGCGUCAGGACCUGGCCUGAUGACGUCAGGCGGCGUGGUGAGGCCUCACCUGCGUCAGGUGCACACCAUGGCCGUGUCGCCUGUGUCGUCGUGUCACCAGCCCACCCCGCAUAUGCAGACCAUGGUCGGCCUCAGUGUCCAGCAACAGAUGCAAACGCAAGCCCCUCUGACGCCAGCUCAGAAGCGCCAACAAGGUCGUCAGCAGCAGCAGAUAACUUUGUUGUCCACGAACAUUGCUGGGUCAGGGGCUGAGGGCACAAUGAUUACUCGUCCUCAGUCUCUGGUUGAGCGUCCUCAGCAGCCCGCGCCCCACAAUCUUCGUGGCAUGAACCCUUCUGAAGGCCCGCGUCCCGUGGGGCUCCCGAGGGUGCGGCAUCCAGCGCCUGGGCAGGGGAUGAGAAAUCCUGCUAUGCUCAACAGAAUGCCUCGUUAUGCGCAGCCCGGAAUUCAGAUGCAGCCUGGAGUUCAGUCUGUUGCCAGCUCCCAAGGCUCAGGCGUCGGGGUGGUGACGUCCCAGGCCCCGCUCCAGCAACCCACUAGCAACAAUAUUGCCCUGCUUGUCUCCCCUGCUGAUGUUGAUGCUGUUACCUCGUCCGUCGAUCAGCAAAUCAACGCUCCUGGCACAGCCGUCACAUCGUCGCCGCCAGCCACCGUCGCAAUGAGCAGCAACGGUGUGCCCGCUAGCACGUCCCUAGUCAUGUCUCAGCAACAAACAUCGCAGCAGCAGGCAGCUCAACAGCAUUUAACACAACAGCAGGCAUCACUGCAGCAGCCGGCACAGCAGCAGGGUAUCAAGAAGCUCUCACUGGAGCAGUAUCGCAGCAAGCAACUCAUUCGUCAACCUGCACCUCAAGGCCAACCUACCCGCUUCCUCCCUCAGCAUCCAACGCAGAAUGUCGCUCGCGAGGUUAUUUUGAAUAUAAAGAACUCUAAAGGGUUGCUGGGAAUGAACAACCGAAACUUAAACUUAGGCCACACGGUAGCUGCCCAACAUCAAGCCAUUACAGCGCAGCACGAACACAUCAUGUCUUCCCCUGACUCAACCAGCGCUGCACCUGAUCACGAGGAACAGGAUAAAGGUGCUCGUUAUCUGCCUGGUCACCAAGCUAAAUGUGACAACUGCGGGAUCCUGAGUGACGACUUCAAUACUUGCCAGCGUUGCCGGAAACCUAUCUCCAAAACUGCCAAAAUUUUUCCAGCUACGAGCAAUGCUAACCUGGUAACUUCUUCCGCGUCUCAGCAACAGCCGGUCUAUCUGACGGGCUCACAGAUCAUUAAACAAGACUUUUACGGGAAAUCUGGAGGAGGAAGACGUCACGAUAAAGCCAUCAACAGCAGCUAUUCUCCGCGCAACAGUAACCACAAGCCCUCACACCGCGGCCGAGGACGAGGCAGAACUAGAGCCUACGAUGAACCUGAGAUUCUAACACUAUCGUCUGAUGAUGAUGACGGCAAUGCUAGCAGCGAUGGGAGCGCCUCAAAGCCCGGCAAGCCCAGCCACAAUAUCCAGCAUGGGGUCAAUCCAUAUAGAUUAGACAAUUUUAACAAGAAACUGGACUUCAUUAUCAACAAUAAGGAGCCUAAGAUACCACCACAAAACCCAGCAGAUGAGCAGCCUGCAGAAGAACAGCCCUCAUCCGAGAUGGAAGAUCUCAAGCCUGAGCCAAUUUCUUCCAACUACUGCCAAGUUGUGUGCCGAACUGUGAGAAUUGGAUCUUACCGAACUACUCCUCUGUGCGGUGUUAUCUUCAACACCAGAGCAAUCAGAAUCAGUGUCAAACCUCUUGUUCCCGGAUCACUACAAGUCGUGGAUAUCAUCAUUGGACUUUCUGAUAUUGUGCAAGUGAAUUAUCAUUUCGGCAAGAGUAUGCCAGUGCUUUUCCUCUUCCUAAGGGCUCAUGCUGCCUCCAGAAUUCGAUGCCUAUUGGGAAUGAAUGAUCCUAAAGGGUUCUAUUAUGACCCAUGCAGUACAGAUGAUACGUUGAAGCGUGUGGUGCUCAUGCCCGAAAAGUUUGUUGAAGAAAGUAAGAGUGCCAUCAAGAAUAUUUUCAAGAGUUACAUUGCUGAGGACGGGAAAAUUAUACAAAUGGAGGAACUAAACCAUGAGGAGGCCAACACGGUGUUGAUGGCUGCCAGUGGACCAGAAGUGCAUACUACUUUGCGUCAAACCUCCAAGAACAUCAACCAAUUCCCGCAACCUUCAAAAACGCUCCUGAUUUAUCCACCACCACCUCAGAAGGGUGGCAUUUCCAUCACCGUGGAUGACUACCAAGUGCUGGAAGAAGAGAGCUUCCUCAAUGAUGUUAUUUUGGACUUUUACCUCAAGUGGUUGCUGCAUAAGUUGCCAGAGGAGCAGCGCAACAAAGUUCACCUCUUUUCGACAUUUUUCUACAAACGUCUUACUUGUAAACCAAAGAAAAUGAGGCGUCAUCAUCCUGUAGAAGAUGAUCCACGACUUUCAGCUGCGGAGAAACGACAUGCCAGAGUCAAGUCCUGGACUAAAUGUGUAGAUAUUUUUGACAAAGACUUCAUCAUCAUUCCAAUCAAUGAACAUGCACAUUGGUUCCUGGCCAUCAUUUGCUUCCCUGGAUUGCGCGCUCCUGUCCAUUUUGAGACUGGAGAGCCCAUAGCUCCUGAGGCCCUGGCUGCGGAGGAGGCAGCAUGCAGCAAAAAGGGCGCUGGCAGGCAUAAAGUACGGCACGAGCAAAUUCCUAUCAUUGAUGAUGGGGAGUGGAGUGACCGUGACGAAGCUGAAGGGGACGAAGAUGAGCUUGAAGAAGACGAGGAUGAGGACGAUGACGCCAAUAGUCUGCAACCCUCGAGGAAGAAGAGCAAAACUACAGAGCAGCAGAUCCCUGGGCUAGGAGGUGACGAGGAGCAGCAGCAGACGCCACCUGCCAAGACCAAGUCUGCCUGCACAUUGCCGCCCAUUAAACAACCUUGCAUUCUGAUUUUUGACUCGCUGUCUGGCGGUCAUCGUGCUCGCAUCGUUGCCACGCUGAGGGAUUACCUCACAGUGGAGCAUCUCCACAAACGCAAAGAGGCUCGCGCCUUCACACGCGAGACAAUGAAGGGCGCUGUGCCACGCGUGCCGCAACAGACCAAUUACACCGACUGCGGCCUCUACACUCUUCAGUUCACCGAGAGCUUCUUUGAUCUACCUCUGAAGGACUACCGGUUUCCCAUGCGUUCAAUCGUCAACUGGUUCGACGAAGCCCUCGUAGCUGGCAAGAGGGAAUUCAUUGCGCUGCUCAUCAAGAGACUGAUGGAUGAAUACAACCCUAACCAUAACAUAGUGCUUCCAGAAAUAAGCUUCAGUACGCCCGAAGAACGGGAGAAAGGCGGUCGUGCUUCCUGCCAAGCCGAGGAGCGUGAGCGUCAGCAUAAACUGGCCCAAGAGAAAAAUAAGGAGAAGAUUGCGAAUAUUAAAUCUGACAACAAAACGCCUGUGACUGAAAAUAUUCCUUUGCUAGGCGAUGAUGGAGCCUGCAAACAACCACCAGAAGAAACUGGUGCUGCUAUGGAGAAUAAUAGAGCCAACGAAGCUUCUGCAAAAAAUUCUAAUGUAGAUAAAUCUAAAGAUUCAGAAAAUAAAUCAUCCGAGGCUCCAAAAGAUGUACCAAAUCCUUGCGAUGGAGAAAGCGGCUCGAAGAAAAAUCAGUCUACACUCUCAAAAGUUCGCUCUGAGGGUAAAAUUGCCGCUUUACCAUCCAAGGACCCUGUUAAGUCAGCUACAGCAAUCAUAAAAAACAAAAAAUUGGUUUUAGGCGUCAUCCCUUCAGUGACGCCUUUUGGCAGCCCGCAGGCAGAAAAAUCAAGUGUUACGGGAACAACUAGUUCUAAAGGACCAGCCAUUGUGUCAUAUAAACCUCUUCCGGCAAGCUUGGCCUCCAUCCGAGACACAUAUACUUUCGACGAUGCCAAGGACGACGAAGAAGAAAGCAAUAAUAAUGAAAGCAUUAAUCUCUUGAAGGAACGUGCUGUUGUGGCUGUUACACGCACGUCAGCUUUGACUACUGGAGGCACGGUAGCUACUGUGCAAAUGAGCUCAAGCAUGGAGAGAAGCACAGCCGCUACACUUGCACGCCUCAAUAGCAGAGUAGCCUCUGCAAACCUCUCAAUGAAUGGCCUGAUGACUGAUCACGCCAACAGUUCAUCCGAACAAUCAUCGGGUGCCAUCCUUGCCCCGCCUCAGGAGGACGUUGCUCACCUCAACAAGUAUCCUAUACUUGCAUCGAGCCUCGGUAAUGGUCGUCGAGUAUCCGAAACAAAGAACUUGGUGAGCAUUGCAAAGGACGAAAACGGUGUGUCUUCUACGGAUUCAACCAAGGAAGCUGUUACUAACUCCACACAUGUGAAAGAUAGGCGUGAAAAGUCUAGUAUUGUUAAGGAACCCAUUGCUGUGAAUAAUGGGCAUUUGAAUAAGAUUCUUGUUGGGGAAAUAUCUGGCAAAAAAGCAGUGUAUUCAGAAGACGGUACCGAAGUUUUGAUGUACCUGACUCCUGAAGAAGGCGGGUGCUCGCCAGCUGAUCGAGAGGACAACGAUUCUCCAGAUAUGUAUGGCGAUGCGGAUUUAGCACCUGCUGAACGACUCUCUGACGAGGACGAGGGUGUGUUCGGCCGUCCGCUGAAAGGCAGUGAAGGCUCAAUGGACUCCAAUAGCACGAUUUCAGUGGGCACAGAGGAACAGACCGUUCCUCCUUCGACACAUACGAGCAGAAACUCACUAUCCAGUACUGACAGUUCGACCGCCGAUUGUGCUACUACCAACGACCGUAACAGUCCUUCGUCCCGGCCUUCCGAACGAGUUACUUCUUUCGGUCGUUCGAUAAAUACACCCAAACGUUUCAGAGAUCUUGCUGACCCUGAAGAAACAAAGAAAAAGAAGACCAAAGCUCAAAAUUCAGGACAUCGGUAGCAGUUAGCACCCCUAGGCAAUUAUUUAUAUAAUUCUACAAAUACUUUUGUUGACGGUCUUUCGUCUUCAUCCUGUUCUUCAGAUAUCGGUGUAGGGUCUCAUUUUGUGUCAAAUGUGUUGUCUUCCAAUUUGAUGAUGCGCACCAGUUCUUGCAAGUUAGUAACGUGUUCCAGUGACGCAAUGAACUCUGCUAACAUUUCAACACUUGCUUCAAAAUCGUUGUCGGAUUCACUUGGACCAAACUCUGUAAAAUUCUCUCACGUGGAGGUUGAACUCGCUUCUAUUAACAAGUCUGAUACAGCUGGAAGUCCGGUGUCGACGGAU
Molecule: messenger RNA, 6039 nt
Organism: Hyalella azteca
Lineage: Eukaryota; Metazoa; Arthropoda; Malacostraca; Amphipoda; Hyalellidae
Exons: 22
Coding region: 106-5715 (1869 amino acids)
Biological process (GO): protein desumoylation
Cellular component (GO): nucleus; cytoplasm
Molecular function (GO): SUMO-specific endopeptidase activity
Source: RefSeq, a predicted model, not a curated record